Acanthocheilonema viteae is the source of this 288-nucleotide messenger RNA. NCBI's taxonomy places the organism in Eukaryota, Metazoa, Nematoda, Chromadorea, Rhabditida, Onchocercidae. The record is from the annotation of a GenBank genome assembly.
AUGAAACCAAAGAAUAGGAACAAUCGAGAAGAAGAAUGUCGUAAUAAUUUGGUUGAAUCAUUUGUAGAGCAUCAUUUAACCGUUGAACAAAUUAAAGACAUUUAUAUCGAUUCAAAUAUUAAUUCCCAAUAUCCGGAACGAAGUGAUGGAUUAAACUCCAUUGAAGCACGCAAACGUUUACGUGAUGGUGGCGCUAAUAUCAUCGAAUGUCCACGUAAAAUCAAUAAUGUGAAAUUAUUCUUACGUCAAUUUCUGUAUCGAUUAUGGUUGCUACUUCUUGGUAAGUAA